AGCGGAAGUGUUGUUAGGUCACUGUGUUUUGGAAAUGAUAAUGUGAUGACAAAGAGAGAGAAUAUUGAUUGUUAGAAGCAGCAUAAGAGCUUAUGACAAUUCCUGAGAAUUGAAUUUCUGGUAGCUUUUCCUAAUGGCCUUGAGUAAUUCUGUGUUACCACGGGGACCUAACAUAAUGGCAGAUAUGAACCAUUCAUGAAGAUGUGGAUACCUGCAGACUACAGACUGUGUGGAAUUAUAACUAUUGUCAGAAAAGUGUCUAAAUGGUCAGUGAAGCAGAGAGCACCACCCCUGUGAUGUCAUCGGCGUGCGUUGAUUUCUCCCAGCAUGCCUGGAAGAAAGACCUAUGCGUCAACUGUCAGCAACCGCGUAACAAGCACCCGGUUGAUUCAAAUGCGGCUGAAACAAACGACACAGGUCAGAAGACUGGACUUUCAGCAGACAUCAGCUCAGAUUCGCCUAAACCUGCAAAGAGGAAUUCAAUUAUGGCAAAGUCAUGGACUGGGAAUCUGGAAGGUGAAAAUGAGGAUGAUAAGUGGAAUUCCAUGUGUUUGCCAGACCCCUCUCAGCCUAAUAAGCGUUUUAGUGAUGUUGAUCAGAGAUUAGUCAAGCCUUUCCGAGAUAUGGAUGGAAAAGGUCAAAUUUCAGAACAUAGUUACGAGGAAAUUCACGAUAAAAAAUCAAAUGAAAAAACAAAUUCAACUGCUAGUGCGAAUGUGAGUUCCAGAAAGAAUGAUACUAUUACUGUUGAUGCUCAGAAAAAAAAUAUUUCUAUUAACGCCGAAGACAGAUUGUCGGCACUGGUUAAAGAUAAUGUCAAGAUGCAGAGCAACAAAAAUUUGCCUUCUAGGUCAAGGUCAUCAUCGAGGGAAAAUUCACCAGUUCCAGGUAUAAAACCAAAAAUCUCUGACAAACCUUUUGUUGGUGAGAAAAAGACCAAAGGAGAUAGUUCAAAUUCUGAAAGUUCUAUGCAAAAUGAUGAUAAUGAGAGGAAGAAAAAGUUAAACAAAAGUAGAAAAUCAAUCAGUUUUGUUACUGAUGACCCGGCUGUAAUAGGUGAAGACGGUGGCUUGGAUAAUUUGUAUUCUGAUCAUGAGGAUGAUGCACCUGAAAGUGGAACUAAUAUUAAAGAAAAGAUAGAAUUUUCAGAGACAGAAAAAGAAUGGGCUUUACAGUCACUGAAAAACACACUUUGGAACAGUGAACAUAUAAAUGAUGAAAGCAAGAAGAAAAAACAUACACAGGAAUUCGAAGACCUUAAAGUCGAGAGUCCCAAAAAGCCAGAAAGGAGUGCAAAGGAAGGUGUUGUUGAUUCUCAUCAUGAGGGACAUAAUUUUGGGACUUUCCCGCUCAGAACAAAAUCAGAAAAGACCGUCAUGGAUAACAUGUUUUCAAGCAACAGGUUAUCAACUCUAAGCGAGUCUUCUGAAAGUGUUCUUACGGAAGAAGACAAAUAUGAAAGUGUUUUGAGGUUUCUAGGUGCAGAUAAACUAGAGAAGCUUGAUUUUAAUUAUAGUCCAAGGCAUAAAAGUGCGACAGGUGGUACAGAAGGUGCUGAUUAUACUGAAGCCAGUUACGAUGAUCCUUGGUGUGACAAGUUUGGUUUUGGAAUGGAUUCCGAAAUGAACUUAUUGGACGAAAUCAAAGGGGAGAUAGAUCUAGACGCAAGUGGGGCUGGCUUUGCCUUGGUAGAGAUGUUAAAUGAUGUGCUAGCAAAGUACGGAACUGGUCCAGGGAGUGAAACAGACUCUGUCAAGAACUUUGAAGGAUUGGAUGCAGAAAAGCCAGGACAAAGCGCAGAUAAAGCAGCAAAACGAGAUGGAAGAGAGAUGUCUGCAGAUUUCGAAGCAAAAAUGGUUCAUCUUGCAGAAAAUAUACGAAAACAUAGGGCAAAAGGCAGAGCACCUAGACCUCCAAGUCAACCACCAGAACCCCCUUCAGAUGCAGCCACAAAGUCCCCAGCAAAACAGGCUGAGCUGAGGGCUGCUCAGAGCAAGGAACCGACAUUCAAGAUGGUUCCUUUGGGAAAAGUAAUAGGGACCACGCCACUUGAGGCACAGGCUAAAGCCGACCUUAAGGCAGCCCAUGGGGGUCUUAGGUCAGAAUUGUCUAGCACUAGCUCAAGUAAUAGUUCGGAUAUUGUUGAUGUGUCAAAGGGGAAGGCCGAUAAACAGGCGAAAAAGUCUGGCGGGAUCGGUGGCUUCUUUAGCAGGAUUUUUGGAAAGGGGAAGGACCCUGAUUCUGAUGUGUCAGGAAGUAGUGAGGGUCUAGCCUCAAAUCCUUGGACCAUGUCAGAUCCGUACAUUGAAAAUGAUGGUGCUUCUAACCAUAGUGAUACUCCAGAAAGUGAAGUGGUACCUAUAAAGGGAGGAAAUCAAAAGGAAAGAAAAAUGUCAAAUUCUUCCCCACAGAUGAAGGCAAAAAUAGCACCAAAUAGGCCAAUUAGCCCAAAACCAAAAGAAAUGACAUCUGAGAAUAUUCAAAAGGAUGACAUAUCCAAUCACAGUCAAUCACAAAAAGUUAGUGACCAGUCUGAAUCUUACAGUGACCAUAACAAUACAAAGGAACAAACAUUUCCAAUAAAAAAUGAAUCCAAACCGAAGCUUGAACCUGUGAAACAGCUCUCACCCACAAAAGACAAGGAACCUGCCAAAGCCACCAGUCCAAAGGCAAAAGAAGCUCCCCCAUUGCCAACCAACCCUCCUAGGGACUUGUCGGACCAUGGGAUGGUCCCUAAACCCAGAACCCGGCCACCCCCAGAAUCUGUUGCCCCAAGGUCACGACCCCGCACCAGGGAGCUGCCAGAUGGUCGCCCAAGGGACACGCCUAAUGUCCCUCCCCCUAAACCUCCUGUGGCUGUUAAACCACGGCCUGUUUCUACAACUAUCAAACCGCCUGAAAAGCCUGAAAGAAGUCAUACUAGUGCCACUGGUGACUCGAACGUCCAGGCAAACAGUAUGAUGCAGUCUCAAUCUGAUGCCCAUUCGUCAGAGAAUUUGUUAAACACUGAAGAUUCUCAGAAGAAGGCGGAUACAAAUGUAGAUCCAAAGGUUCUUAGAAAACGGGCCAAGUCCCCUAAAAGGAUUGUUGCCCCUAUAGCACCAGGUAGAGCUUCAAUGCCCAAUAUUCUUACUCACUCGAACACUUCAUUGGCUUCCACCACAUCUGAGGUGAGCAUUCAAAGUCUGCCAGCUGGGCAUGGGGAUAAUAAAUCUGAGGGAGUAAAGAGUCUUCCCUUUGCAAGGGAGCUUGAGCAGAAAUUACAAAAGGAAAUUGUUGCGACUGAAACCAGAAAGAUGAGUGUACCGCCUCCUCCACCCACUGGUGUUAAGCAUCCUUCGUUGGAGAAAUCGAAAUCUUUGCCAGUGGAUAAACAAAAAGCAGGAUUGCCUGACAAAUCAAAAUCUUUACCAGCUGAUCGCAAACAAUCUGUGAAUGAAAAUUCAGUUUCUUCUGGAGUGGCAGCUAAAGACAUUGAGCAAAGUAGAAGAAGCUCAAAAGACGACCCUAAAACCAGUCCACCAAAUACUGAGGACAAGUCUAAAAUACUGACUAAUCAAGUGUCUGCUUCAUCAUCAUCGUCAUCAUCAUCCACUAUUUCACCAUCAUCAUCAUCUACUUCUACUGCUGUAUCAAACACAUCUGCUGCCAACACAACUAAGAGUGCCAUAGCAGAUGCAGACCAAAUGACGUCUGCAAACAAUGUCCCACCCUCAACACAACAGGGGGAUAUAAUUUUAUUACCAGAAAAGAUUGAGCUUCCCAGACCAGUCAGCAACAGCCGAAAAAGCUUUCUGGGAAAACUUAACCGUAAUAAAAACAAGCCACCUGCCCCACCAUCGGUAAAGAGGACGAAAUCGAUCACCGAGACGUCGUUGUUAGGGGACCACCAUUUGAAAAAGAUUGACCUGAAGGACAUCUCUGCCCCAGUGCUGAUCACAGAUAUGACAUCUAACAAGGUGGUCCACAGACGCAACACUAUAUCAGUGGGACCAGACGACAAUUCAUUUUUAUCAGGUGGCUCCACCUCCUCCGGUUCGACCUCUGCGGGAGACAAUCGCGACCUUUCACCCCAUGGUUCCCUUGAGAACAUGUAUGAAUUCAUCAAGACAGAGGCACCGUCCCCACCGGUGGGUGAUGUCAAGCGAAAUUUCUAUGAUCCAGUCGUUGAGGGCAAUCUAGUUUUGGGUCUGCGGCCACCUUCUAUGACGGGAAGUGAGGGUUAUCUAGAACCAGUCCGUUCACACCAGCUUCAUCAGAACUCAAACAACGAAACAGGCAACAAAAUGGCAGAAUCUACUAUCAGUCUGGGCUCCAUGACAACCAGUUUCAUCACCACUGUAACCAAUAUGGCCAACGCAAAUCGCAUGACCAAAUCUACCAAUGAUGUAACAGAAGAUGGGUACAGUGGAAAUCACGGUACUGAUGAUAAUUUAAGUCCAGAAAGAAGGGCUCUGCUAGCCAGUCAACCCAUUUACGAAGAAAUUACAAACGGUUAUGGUAAACUGGGGUCUAACAAUAACGAUGAAAGAGAUAGCAAAAGUGACGACCAUCAUUCAGAGUUUUAUGGCAUCAGUGAUGUGAAUCAGGCCUCUUCUCUGAAACAAAAAGACUCUUUUUCUUCUGAUUCGGAACAGUCGUCUGCUAAUGGCAGUUUAUCUCGACCUCGACCGAUUCCGAGGCGUCGUCCGCGGCAAAUCGGUUCUGGGUUUGAGCAGUACGUGGCCAUGAAUCGCCCAGGCGUGGCGGUCAUUUUAAACGAGGAACAACUGCGGGAAAUGAUGAGCAAGCUGACGUCAAUGAACCUUACCACAAUAAAGGAGAUCUACACACAGCAUGAGAAGUGUUUCACGAAGGAGAAUCUUAAUCUGGGAUCAGUCGGUACCUUAAAGUGGCAUGAUUUUGACAUCUAUGGGAAACCAGUGCAUACAUCAGAAAAGUGUGUUAUCUACAAUGCCAAGCUGAGAAAUACGUUGUCACCAUGCCAAGUUAUGCUGCUGCAUUCAAGACCUGAGAUCACCUCAGCCAAUCACCCGAGUCUUCUGAAACCCACCAGCAUCUUCACAGACUCUGUCCCAUUUUCCUACCUAACAGAUGAAUUCAUAAAAACCAGUCAGAUACUGGAAACCUGCCUAAACCAGACCAACGCUAACUCCUCGCAAUGCUACAUUGUUGUAGGACUAUUUGACAUCACUGAAAGUUUGGCACAUCAUAUGAAUGCUCUAGAAACCGUUUGUGACAAUCAGAAAGGAUUCCUAGCGAAGGUCUUGUUCUUUGUGCUUCAGUUACUUAGUGCAAUAUCACACUGUCUCGAACAGGGUCAUUCGCUUUCCGAAGCAGAUUUUCACGAUUUGUAUUUAAUCUCAAACCCGUACUGUCUCGGUGAAACAGUUUCUUUCCUGCCACAAGUGCGUGCAUCUGAAGAUCAGCAGAUCGACAGGGUGUGUCUAUUUUUAGAACAGUUCCUCCACGACAUGUGCACAAAGUGUGACGCAGCAGCAGUGUUAGAUGAUUCUGCGAUUUUCAUCUACACAGGAAUUCAGAAAAUCAUGGAAAUGCUUGAAUCCGGUGUCAUCGAAUGCUUGCCAAUCGUUCGGAGUUAUACAGAAUACCUACUGUGGGGUCCAGGCGAAAACGACGCAGAAUUUCAGGACGAGCGCCAUAGUAACUUGGAACCGAAACUCGCAAUGUGGUUGGAAAAGGAGCGUGCAGAAUUGAUUCACGAUUUUGCGAGAAGGAUUCAGCAUGGGGCAAGGUGUAAUAUUCGCGAUUUCUACAAGAUGAAGUUUCUGUGUAAGGCAAGCUCAAGCAGUCUGGCAGAGUGCAUUCGAUGCCAUGCUGCAGCAAUGGAGACCUCCACUUGAUGGCGUUUGAUUUCCAGUCAUUUCACCUUAUUAUAAUAUUACUUACAUCAAAUUUGUCAAUUGCAUAUAUUGUAACCACUAUGUAAAUACAUAGUUACACAAAUGUUUUACAUAAAAACCAAGUUUAUGGCAUUAUUUCAAGUGCAGUUGAAGUACCUUAUGACAACUUACAUCCAAUGCAAAUGUCCAUUUAAUUUUAAUUAUUACUAUGUUGAUAUCGAAACGGAGUAUGCAUAUUUAGGUUUCAAUGUAAAAAUUUGUUCUAAAUAAUGAUUUUGCAAUUUUGUUCGUUUUUGCAAUAUGCAUUAAAAACUUAAACAUUAUUAAAUAAACAUUUCCUGGUAUGAUUAAUAAAGCUAUUUACUGACAAGAAAUACAGGAAAAAUCAUUCAGAUCUUUUCUAAAAUUGUUUAACUGAGUAGGUUCAUGGUAAACAUAAUCAUUGUUAAAAAUUUAAUUCACUGAUUUACUCAAUUUUGGGUUGCAAAUGCUAGAACUCAUGCAAGUAAUGAAAAUUCAGUUGUUAUGCCCCCAGAUCGAAUGAUCGGGGUAUAUUGAUUUUGGCCUGUCUGUUUGUCAUUGUAUGUGUGUGUCUGUCUGUCCCAAAACUUUAACCUUGCUCAUAAAAUGAAAACUCUUGGGUCUAUGUAAUUUAAACUGUACAUGUGCAUGCAGCUCAUUGAGAUCUACAAUCAAACAUGGUUUGAGGUCACUAGGUCAAAGGUCACUUUAACCUUUACAUUCAAAAUAUAACCUUGUUUCCAAAAUAGCUGCAGUGCGGCUUCAAAGCACAGUAGGGGGCAUUGUGUUUCACAACACAGCUCUUGUUUUACAUGGUUUAUAUCUAUAUUGAAUAACACUCAAGUGAUCAACAAUGGGAAGCAUAUUUGAAAAUUAUGAAGUAUGUACCAAUAUUAUGAGAAUCAGUACAUAUGUUUGGUGUACUCAAUGGUAGAUUUCAAAUGAUUUCUAUCUGUUUAAUUUAUUAUAAAUUAAAAGAUAUGUGUCAGAUCUUAUGGUAGUAUUUACUGCAGAAACCAUUAUUUAUUAUCACACACUAGUCUCCAUUUACAAUUGUCACACAUGAUUUAAAAUCAGUGUUAGCACUAGUAUAUGACGGUAUUUGUUAUUAUGCUUAGGAGUAUUUGUAUAUUUUUGGAGACAUUAUUUUACUGACAGCUAGUAUUUUGCAUUUUAUACAUUUGUACACAAAUGAUUUGUAUUGCAUUAUAUAGAUGUACAUAGUCUCUUGAUGUAUUCUCAUUUUGUGAUUUAAAACAUCUUGCAUUAUGAUCAGACUCAAGGUAUGAAUUGAUUGUCAUUUUUAUCUUAUGUAUUGUUGUAAACAAUUUGAACCCCAGUUCUAAUUAAGGGAUAUAAUUGUAUGUGAUAAAUAAUAAUUAUAUAUAUGACAGACACAUAGGAACAUGUUCAUACAAGUUAAUUCCAUGUAUAAGUAAGUAAACGGACAUACACAUUCUCCCAUUUUGUGAUAGGUAGUAUUGCUAUGUGAUAUUUAUUUAAUUGUUGAAUUAAACAUCAAAAACGUAUGAACACAUCUUAACAGUCAUGUUAAUUAAAUGUAAAUGGUUGUAUAUUUUUUUUAAUUAGUGAUUAUAAUAAUGUUUUUAUGUGGCAUGGCUUACAUAUAAAAUUGGACAGACAGAGGUUCUUAUUUAAUUGAAUAGGACCUUACACUAGUUUUCAAUUAAAUUGUACAUUGAACAUUUCUCAGAAACUGCAAAACCUUUUAGGCAGAAAGAUUAGAGAAGUUGAAGUUCACUGUAACAGUCUUGUGUCUGACAGAUAUACCAAAUGUCUGAUAAGAUUCCAUUUGUUUGAGACCAUGUAUCUGACAAUUUCCCUUCUGACUACUUUAACUUCUACAUCUAAUUGCAUAAAUGUUGUAUGUAUAAACCAGUACAGAUAUAUUGGUUUAAAUGUUGGUUUUGGAAGGUAUGAUCUGAUUUGGUGUUUUAUUUAAUAUUUUUUUUAGGAUCGACAAAUACAUGUAGACCUUUUCUGAUUUUGUUGUCCUGAAAUGAAAAGUGAAUCAAUCUCUCUUCUUGGAAAUAUUUAGUAAAAGCAUUUAUGUAAUUGAAGACAAAUUGCCAAUUGGUUUCUGUAAUUAGCAGCAGGAGAUUGUGUCGAUUGAUUUGUUUAAUGUUUUGAGAAUUUAUAAAGGCUUACAUAUCUUAAGAAAUCACAAAAGCAACAAAAAAAUACAUCAACAUUAGCAAUUUUUAAGAGAACUUUCGUUAACUGUGUUACUUGUUCAAGAAUAUUUUAAUACUUGAACCACUUUUGAUUGGAGGAUAACAUUACGCAAACUAUAAUUGUGAGAAAUAUACAAUAUACUUUAUUGCAUUCAAAAUUGUAGUACUGUUUUAUAAAUAAGUUAUUUAGCAAUUAAAUUACACAAGUGAACAGUGAAAAGGGCCAUAGCUAUAGUUUGUAUACUUUUAUGUAAUGAAAACUUGUUAUAUACUGUAAGACCUUUGUGAGGCUCCUCGCUGUUUGUAUAUUGUAAAAUACUUUGCCGUUUGCACCUUAAUCAGUAAAGCUUGUAUUAGUGAUGUUAUCCACUAAAUACCGGUACUUCAAAUGUCUCCAUUGUGAGAAAAUAUGCAAACUUGCUCUGUUUUUAAAUCUCAUUUUGUAUAUUUGUUGUUUUUGAUCUGCAUAAGGGUCAAUGUGCAAUAUUUUUGUGUGUUUAAGAACUGUUUUGUGAUAAAACAUAUUGUUUUAUUAAUUUAAAUCAUUUUUGUUUUGUGUCCUUUCCAUGUUUACUGGUAGUGUGCUACAAAAGAAUUCUCAUUUUUUUUUAAUGAACAUGUUAUUGAAUGACCUUUAGGUGUUUUUGUAACUCUUUAAAUGCGAAAUUGGUGUUCGAUACAGGAUUUGCAAAUAGUUAGUUUCUUUUUUUAAGUUCAUUUUAUGAUGAAAUGUUUAAGAUUGCAUAUGUUAAGGUAACUCUUUGUACCGUGAAUUAGUAUGAAUUUGUUUCAAUUUUUUUCUUAACAAAAUGUUUACAAUAUGAAAAUUAAAUUUCUGGUACACAAAAUAGGAUAUUUUAUUACCGCUGUUUCAUAUGAAUAAUAUUUCUAGUAAUUGUUGAGGCACAUAAUUCAUUUUGUUUGAUGACUUAUGGGUAAAUAGAAUCUUAUAUUCAAUUGAUAAUGUCCCUGCAUACAUGUAGAUAGCUUAUAUUUUAAAAGCAUUCCAUUGUAUAUUUUGAAAACUGAAUACACCUUGUUUGCUAUUUAUCUUUUAUUUUUUAACCCUUUUGUUUCCUUUUUAGAGAAAAUACUGUGGUCAGAUAUCGAGAUUUCUAUAACAUAUUUUAGUUGUUAUUCUAGCAAAUAUGUACAUGUGCUGUGCAA
Messenger RNA from Dreissena polymorpha, 9247 nucleotides. RefSeq names its product serine-rich adhesin for platelets-like. Bases 264 to 5864 code for a protein of 1866 amino acids. The record is from RefSeq and is a predicted model, not a curated record. Lineage: Eukaryota; Metazoa; Mollusca; Bivalvia; Myida; Dreissenidae. The transcript is spliced from 7 exons.